AUGACAGAUUCAUUCUCACGAUAUCUCUUUGGGUCUUCUAGCGACGCUAGUUCUGCUCGUCAUGAAACAGACACCAACGUCACCAACACAUCUCAAACUCUCUAUAUCGGUCCAUCCACGACAAACCCCAACCUUUCCGUCGUGCAAUAUGAGGGCACUCCACAAAGUACACCACCGUUAUAUUCCAUUGCCCCCCACGCCAUGUUGCCAGGCAUGUUCAUCGUCUACCGCGGCCUUCCCGAUCCCACCGGCCAGACGGGUCCCAUUGGCCACAUCAAAAGCAGCUCGGAACAUUCAGCGGAGCUAAACCUGCGCGGAUGUGCCAUGAAGCUUAAAAUGAGCCAACUAACCGGCGACUAUUCCAUUACCGGCACGCCGAUGGGCAAGCUGAAGUGGAAGGCCAACGCACUCACCGGGUGCUCAUCUCUCACACUGUGCGACAGCCAUGGCAAGAAGCUGGCCAAGACGAAGACGAAGAAAGCCGGGCUAGGCGAUCAGAAGAUUGAGAUGCUAGUUCUGUAUGAUGAGAUGGUGGUUGAGAUUGCCGUGUUGACGGCGUAUCAGACUAAGGUCAUUGGGGAGCGAGUGGUUAGCACGGUCCUAGAGGUAGUACAAGCCAUGGCUGGGACUUAG
Trichoderma virens Gv29-8 is the source of this 633-nucleotide messenger RNA. RefSeq lists its product as uncharacterized. Lineage: Eukaryota; Fungi; Ascomycota; Sordariomycetes; Hypocreales; Hypocreaceae. The transcript has a single exon. The coding region runs from base 1 to 633 and encodes 210 amino acids. The record is from RefSeq and is a predicted model, not a curated record.